GAUGUGUUGUGAAACGAAUGAUUUUCUGAAUUAUUGGCUUAGUAGGUAUUCGCUGAAAAAGUUAGAAAAUUUCUGUCAAUUUUCUUAAACCGUUGCCUCAGAGAUACAUCUUGGAUGUCAAGAAGUACCUCAAAAGAUCCGUGUAAAUCUUCGGCGUGUCGGAUUCAAACCUGCUUGAAAGAGCAUAAGUUCGACGAGACCAAAUGCUACGAUGUCCUCGAGGACAUGCGCCAAUGUUGCCUGAAAUUUCAUAAGGUGUCGAUUUGCUGUUCCGGGAUCAAAUUGGAACGUAACUAUAGACUAGAGAAGGAAGCAGCCGAACGCGAAAGGCAAGAAAAGCAACAUAGCAAGCAAUGACCCACGACCCUCGACGUCGGGUGAUCGUUCCGAAACGUAACUGGGCUCAACGUAAUCCCCGAUUGUUUGUUGGUAGCGUAACUGGAACGGCACUGCUGAUCUUUUUUUCGAAACCACUGUACGACGCAUUCAUCGCGGACGA
Molecule: messenger RNA, 499 nt
Organism: Ochlerotatus camptorhynchus
Lineage: Eukaryota; Metazoa; Arthropoda; Insecta; Diptera; Culicidae
Product: cx9C motif-containing protein 4
Exons: 3
Coding region: 115-357 (80 amino acids)
Cellular component (GO): mitochondrial intermembrane space
Source: RefSeq, a predicted model, not a curated record